Microsporum canis CBS 113480 is the source of this 690-nucleotide messenger RNA. RefSeq lists its product as hypothetical. Lineage: Eukaryota; Fungi; Ascomycota; Eurotiomycetes; Onygenales; Arthrodermataceae. The record is from RefSeq and is a predicted model, not a curated record. The coding region runs from base 1 to 690 and encodes 229 amino acids. The transcript is spliced from 2 exons.
AUGGCGUCUUCCUCGCUCCGUACUUCCAUUAACAGCCGCCAGGUGUAUAUCCGGAUGCAACCUGCUCCUCGCACGCUAUCCCAAAGCAGAUCAGUCCUGAAAUCAUUGCAGAAAUUUGGAGAAGUAUCCUCUUUUCUUAACACGAAGUAUUUCAAGAUUAGAACGUCCACAUCUGGUGGCACGGCAUUUGCAAUUUUCGAGUCGUCUCAAGCAGCAUCUGACGCAAUCAAGGCAUCACCAUUGACCGUUCAUCUCUCGCAUCCAAGACUGAAUAAAUCUAUCCAUGAACACCCAAGCUCCUCUAAUUCCGGCGAGCAUGUUCCGCCUCACCUAUCAGGUACAUCUAACGAAACCAUCAAAUGCACAAUCCAAGAAUCAGAAUACGACCACAAGGAAAAUAUGCGGAAAAACCCCUACAAUAUGGGGUUCCAGAUUUCACGCCACUGGAUGGAGGUGCAAGAUUUGAUGCGCUCGCCGAACAACAGCGUACCACUUGUGGAAUACGCAGAUUGCUUCAUAAAGCGGAAGUUUUCCAUGCCAUAUCGGAUCCAAGACCGGUAUUAUGACAAUACUGUUAAAGCGGGAGGAACUUCGUUAAUGGAAAUGUGGAAGCAAGGCAUUGAAGAGAAGAAAUCUGAGGUUAAACGCCAUGAUACCGAGGAGUCCAAACAAAGUCCUGAUUCUGGUUGA